This is a messenger RNA of Python bivittatus (Burmese python), 5360 nucleotides long. It is a transcript of the gene VEGFA, whose product is annotated as vascular endothelial growth factor A. Gene Ontology annotation, molecular function: vascular endothelial growth factor receptor binding; growth factor activity; heparin binding. Gene Ontology annotation, biological process: positive regulation of protein phosphorylation; positive regulation of angiogenesis; vascular endothelial growth factor receptor signaling pathway. NCBI's taxonomy places the organism in Eukaryota, Metazoa, Chordata, Lepidosauria, Squamata, Pythonidae. The record is from RefSeq and is a predicted model, not a curated record. Gene Ontology annotation, cellular component: membrane.
GCGCUACGCGGAGCAGGCUGCACUUCUCCUACUCUGCCUGACGUUCAGGGGAGAGAGAGCGAGCGAGGGAGCGAGACAGGAGACAUUCAUUGACAUAAAAGUGAAGGCGCUCUCUCGGGCGAGAUCGGGCAGGGAAACGAGGUCUAGAGUUCUUCCUUCUCUCCCUUCCGACUUCCUUACGCGUCAGGAUCUGCGAUUCAUUCUUCUGCUCGCCCAUUAUUUAUUCCCCUUCCCCUGAUCUACUGAGAAAUUUCUCCGCUAAAGAACUUGGAUUUUCCCCUCUUUGGUGGGGGGGCGGGGAAAGGGAAGGAUUUCCCCCCGUUUUUAAAGCCAAGAAGAAGGGGCCCGAAUCGAACCGGGCUGAAUGAAGAGUUCUUCCUAAAGCUGCUGUUAACAAACCAAACCAUCCAACUUCAGCUGGAAGACAGCGGGUCAUAGCAGCUCUAAGAUCCGAGACCUUGGAAAGGAAAAAAAAUGCACUGAAAGUUUUGGCAAACUUUUCUUCUUCGUCUCGGUUUUUGUUUGUUUUUUGUUUUUUUCGGUGCUUGUGUGGUGGUGAGCGAGCGCGCUCGCGUGUGGUGCCUUGCCACAGAGGGCUGGAGUGUGCGUGGAGAGGGGAGGAAAAUCUGUUACAAUUCGCUGUGCUGCUGGAAUUGUUCUGGAGAAGCGCCGAAUAGGAACCGAACUGAGCCGAGGACCUCGAGCGCGCGGCAAACAGAGGGGAAACUGCGUCUCUGGGUCUUGGAAGCCGAGCUUAUGGACGGGUGAAACCAGAGUCUGAAUUCUUCCCCCUCCCCCUUCAACCCCUCAGCUUGAUCAGAGCGGCCGCCGAGGAAAGAAGAGGGCUAGAGAACCCGACCGAGCCAAUCCACCCUCGCUCCUGGAAUCAUGAACUUUCUGCUCACUUGGAUCCAUUGGGGGUUGGCGGCGCUGCUUUAUUUCCACAACGCCAAGGUAUUGCAGGCUGCUCCUGCCCAGGCGGAUGGAGACAGGCAACAAGGUGAAGUUAUCUCAUUUAUGAAGGUCUUUGAGCGCAGUGCCUGCAGGUCAAUUGAGACCAUGGUGGAUAUUUUCCAGGAGUACCCUGAUGAGGUGGAAUACAUCUUCAAACCAUCCUGUGUGCCCCUGAUGAGAUGUGCAGGAUGCUGUAAUGAUGAAGCGCUAGAAUGUGUGCCCACAGAGGUGUACAAUGUCACCAUGGAGAUCAUGAGACUCAAACCCUUUCAGAGCCAGCACAUAAAUGCGAUGAGCUUCCAGCAGCACAGUAAAUGUGAAUGCAGACAAAAGAAAGAAGUCAGAAUUAGACAAGAAAAAAAAUCAAAGCGAGGAAAGGGGAAGGGUCAAAAAAGAAAGCGCAAGAGAGGCCGGUAUAAACCACAGAAUUUUCACUGUGAACCUUGCUCAGAAAGGAGAAAGCACUUGUACAAACAAGAUCCCCUGACCUGUAAAUGUUCCUGCAAAUUCACAGACUCACGUUGCAAGUCGAAGCAGCUUGAGUUAAACGAGCGCACUUGCAGAUGUGAAAAACCGAGACGGUGAGCAGCAGAGAAGAAAGAGAGUGCGGGAGCAGCCUUGGUUCUGGAGCCUGACAUCUCGCCUGGUCAGAAACAGAAAACAAACACUAAUCCAAAUGAACACUAAAAUGAAGGAUCAGCAGCGCACAGCACUUUUGAGUACGGACGAUGGACUCUGGAAGGAACAUUCCUUGAGGACCCGCGCAGGAUUCACCUUUUGGUUUCGAACUGGUUUUACAGAAGAACUUUCCUUCUCAUGCUGCUAAGAUAUAGAGCCAGGGAGAGUGGAGUGGUAUAUGUUUUGGGACUCCCAUUUCACAUGAAGUAUAUGUAUAUGUAUAUGAAUAUGUAUGUGUAUAUGUAUAUAUACUGAAUUUUUAAAACAUUGCUAACAUUAUUGGUGUCUUCACUGGAUAUACUCAACUGCUGUGGACACAAGUGGGCUAUUUGGGACGUAAGAAAGAAACUACGACUGGACUCCAGUCAAAACUGCUCAGUAUAAUCUUCAAACUCUUCCUGACCCUCUAAAGCCUGCUGGUCCAUCGAUCUCGCUUCCUCUCCCCACUCUCCUUCCCCAGUCCCGUGUGGCGAAACAUUUGUCCGAGAGAAGAGAUAGCAGGGGAUUCCCAAAAUGGCACCUUGGAAUACUGUGGGUCAAAAGGUCAAGGAAAUAACUCUUAAAUGCUGGAACUGGUGAUUCAAUCAACUUCCCUUCCCCUUCCUCCUCGAAAAUCUGUUCCCGAAUCUGGCUCACAAUCUGCUGGCUUCACUGGGUCAUUGGUGUAUGUUUUUGUAUUGACUUGCUGCAGGAACGUUUUGCCGCAGAUAACGUGUUCUGGCCUUAAUGAUGGGAAAUGGCUGAUGUUUGGACUUGUCAGCUCAAGGAGGUGUCCCUGGAAUCCUGCCAUCCCUGUUGGCUACUUAAAUAAUGGAUGUCAUAUUGGCAGAUGGAGACGGAGGAAAGAAGGAGGACUAACAGAGAGCCGGGCAGUUGAACAGCGCUGUCUACCAUCAUUAUGCACAGAGCUGCCACUGAAGAUACUUCUGGAACAUCUCUGGAAAGGGAUAUUAAUCUAAAGUAUAUAUGCACAAUAGGCAGUAUGUGUGAGUGUGUGUGAGUGAGGGGGUAUAUACAUACAACUGUACAGGUCUUUUUGUUUUUUUCUUUUUUGUGCCUAAUAAGUUCAAAAUUGGCUUGUAACAUUUUGGGCCCUCUAGGGAAAAGCUGGUGAGAGCUUACUUUUUAGCAUUGUAAAUUUGUUAUUAUUCUCAGUCUUGUUCCAUGAAUAUGUUAAGACAUGGUGUUCUUUGCUGGAAUUGUGAUGUAGGACUUAUUACAACAACAAAAACUAGCAUAGAUUUUCCCCAUUAUCAAUAAUAGUUGAAUAACUUGGCCCAUCCAUCCAGAUAUGACUCGCUCCAGAGUUACUCUGCUCCCACUGUUGGCAGAGGAACUUCUGAAUUAAGGAGGGACUUUGUGUAGGAUUCAAAAGAGACCUUCAUAACUUAAGAAGAUUUUCCAGUUAAGUUACAGAGAACACGGGAUGGAAGGAGCAACAUAAUUUUGGGGCAGUUCUAAAUGUGUUAUCCAGUUAUUCACUGCAUGAGCCAAAAUAGUAUUAAAUAAUGCUGCUGUGAAGCAGAUUUAAGAGGGAAGACAGAAUUAAACCACCAUGCUUCCCUCUGUCCUUAAAGCCAUACCCAUUUCCCAAAUUAGGCAAUUCACCUUUACUUUGACCUUUACUUUUGGAGUGUCCACUGUAGACAUUACAAAGUAUGGUUGUUUCUUCCCUUUUCCCCAAUGACCUAUGCAGACUAGAAAUCUAGGCUUUAGGUUAGACUCCCCCAAUCCAAGGUCUUCCAUAGCAGUUAGCCCAUAGAGCCAAUAUUCCCAGUCUGCAAGGCAAAUCAGCCUGAGGAAAGUGGGAGUUGCAGUUGAAUAGUUCUGGAAGGUAGCAGAUUGGGGAAGGCCACCUCGGGCUUUUUCUGUUAAUUUCUCAAAUGUUGAUUACUGUGUUGUUCUGGUGACGGUUUUGAAACCUAGCUGAAUUAAGUGCUUCUAGGCAAAAGGUUUAAGUUCAGGUACACACUGAGUCUGUUCUAAGCCCCAGAGUUAUUAGCAUUUUAGCACGCUUCAGAUUUUGGUUCAUCACCAAAAUCCAAGUCAGGGUAAAACUGAUGGGGUAGAGAUGAUUGUUUUUCUUUUUUGCAUAUAGGUCCAAAAACAUGGGUUUUUCAUAACUGCUCUUAACCAAGCCAAUAUAUACGUAACCCUCAGGACAGUAGACAAAGCUCUGACACCAGACAAUUGGCAAGAUUCCAUUUAACUCUGGUUUGAAGAUGUCAUUAGAACAGUGUUUCUCAACUUGGCAACUUUAAGAUAUGUGGACUUCAACUCCCAGAAUUCCCCAGGCAUGCUGGCUGGGGGAUUCUGGAAGUUGAAGUCUACACUUCUUAAAGUUGUCAAGGUUGAGAAACACUGCCUUAGGAUAUGGGACUUGGACCAGCCAAUCUGAUUUGUUGAGAUUUGGUUUAAGUAAUCAAUAAUUGUUUUUGGGGAAUCAGGCUAUAAUUCUCAGUGCCUUGCAUAUAAACGCUUGAAUCACCAAAGCAUCUCCCAAGUCGCCAGGCAUUUAAUAAACAUUUGGACAGGAGGUGAUAGGACAGACUUUUAAAGGCAGCAGUAUACUCUAUAAAUGUCUGAAGCAGUUUGUCCAAAGAUUACAUGGCCUCAUCUUGCUACACUGGAAAAUGCAAAAUGUUACUGGUAGUAAUCACUUGACAACCUCUGGGUACAGUUCUCUGUUAAACUUUCUGCAGUUCCAGAUCAAAUACAUUAGAAGAAUUGAGGCUGCUGGACACGACUGAAUUUGCAAGGACAGGAUUCCCAUUUUUCUUACUGCAUGCAGCUUUGUUAGGCUAUAACCAGAUAGCAUGCCAUCCAGCCAUUUUAAGUCCAAAUCAGCAUUGUUGCCAUGGGAGGGCUAUUCCUGUGUGGUGUAUACGUGAUACUUCUGUGGGUAUCUGGUUGCUCUGCAGUUAGUGAAUCAGCUUUGAAAAGGAUGGCUGUCUGUAUAUGUUUGGGGGGUGGGGGGUGGGGCGGAAUCAAAGCAUCUCCUCUCCCUUUCCCUUCCAUGAAGUAGUGGGAGAUCCUUGAGCCUGUCCCUGUCUUUCCCUAAGACAUGUAAUGUUGUUUGGAGCUGGCCAUCUGUUUGGCAUUGUCAGCACAUUUAUCAAUCCAUUGUUGGAAACUGACUGCAUAGCUGGGUCUGCAGAGCACAGAAAUGUAGAGCACUGUUCUGUGUACCUGGAAAGUUGCGUCUCAUUGCCUUCAUUGGACUGGAGUGUGCGCCUGCUUCUUGGUCAUAUUUUUUUUUUCUUUUGUACUAUACUUGGUCCACAUCAGAAUCCUGCCAAAUGCUUGUCUGUUUACAGAAAAGCAAGAAAAACUGGCCUUAAAUCAACUUUUGACGAGUGUUGAUUAACCACUAUAAAUUCCCCCUCUAGCUGAUAGAAAUAUGAUGUGCAUUCAGUAUGUGUGUGUGUGUGUCUGUGUGUGCGUGUGCAUGCGUGUGCACACACGCAUAACUGAAAUGUAUAUAUUCAUGCUGUGUGAGGUGACGUUCUAUAUACUUGUUUAAUAUCCCUUUAAAAUUAGAAAUUAAAAAGUAAUAAUAAUUUAAACUAGGUAUUUUUCAGUAUUCUUUGUUUAAUAUUUAAUUAUACUAUUUAUAAGCCUUACCUCUUUUUUUUGUACUGUUAUGUAUAAAUUUUUAACUCUUCUGUUUCAACCAAUCUUCCCCAAUUGUUGAUAAAGUGAAUAGCAUGAUCAGUUAUUUAAUUAAU